Molecule: messenger RNA, 1838 nt
Organism: Elaeis guineensis (African oil palm)
Lineage: Eukaryota; Viridiplantae; Streptophyta; Magnoliopsida; Arecales; Arecaceae
Product: probable folate-biopterin transporter 2
Cellular component (GO): membrane
Source: RefSeq, a predicted model, not a curated record
AUGGGUUCCCCAGGGGCUUUUCAGGUCUCGGAGGAUAAGGAGAGUAUAGAGGAGGAGACAGCGGGACUCACCGGCGAGCCUCCAAAGGAAAAGGAAGCUAUCGAAGUGGAACAGCGGGUUCGGGCUUUGCGAUGGUCCCCUUUGAGCUGGUUCAGAAUGCUUGCCGACGAGAUGCAUUGGAGCUUUGUGUUCGGCGUCGUCAUCGUGAAUGGAAUCAGCCAAGGCUUGGGCGGCGCCAUCUGGAGAGUGGCCUCGGAUUACUACUGGAAGGAUGUUCAGAAAGUGCAGCCAUCGGCAGCUCAGGUCUAUCAUGGGAUAACUUCCCUCCCUUGGAUUGUGAAGCCUCUGUGGGGUAUUCUCACUGAUGUUCUUCCUGUGGCUGGGUAUAGGAGGCGGCCAUAUCUUAUUCUCGCAGGUCUUGUGGGAGUGAUCUCUAUGCUUACACUUUCUCUGCACAGCAAGCUGCAUGUUGUGUUUGCCUUGAUGGCCAUGACUGCCGGAAGUGCUGGGGUGGCAAUAGCAGAUGUGACUGUAGAUGCCUGUGUUGCACAAAACAGUAUCAAUCACCCUGCACUUGCUGCUGACAUGCAAAGCUUAUGUGGAUUAAGUUCAUCCAUUGGAAGCCUUCUGGGGUUCUUAAUCAGUGGCUUACUUGUUCAUGCAAUUAGUUCUCAGGGGGUACUUGGCUUGAUAAGUAUCCCUUUUGCACUGGUAUUUUCAGUUGGAUUAGUGCUAAAGGAGAUGCGUACACCAAACUUUCCUUACAGACAGGUAUACCAGAAAUUCUUGCAAGCCAGCCAAACUAUGUGGACGACUUUAAGGUGCCCUGAUGUAUGGAGGCCAUGUUUAUACAUGUACUUGUCGCUGUCCCUAAGCUUGAACAUCCAAGAAGGAAUGUUCUAUUGGUACACAGAUUCAACUUCUGGACCAUCUUUCUCUCAGGGAACAAUUGGCUUCAUUUUUUCUGUUGGUUCAGUGGGUUCCCUACUUGGGGUUUUGCUCUACCAAAAUGUUCUGAAGGAAUGUCCAUUCCGUUGCUUGCUUUUCUGGAGUCAGUUGCUUUCUAGUUUCUCAGGAAUGCUGGAUUUGAUUUUGGUGUUUCGUCUAAACCUGAAGGUUGGGAUGCCUGAUUAUUUCUUUGUUGUGAUUGAUGAUUGUGUUUCGCAAAUGGUUGGCCAGCUCAAGUGGAUGCCACUUCUAGUACUUAGCUCGAAGCUCUGCCCCAUGGGAAUUGAAGGCACUUUUUUUGCUUUGCUUAUGUCUAUUGAUAAUGCUGGCGUGCUAACAUCAUCAUGGGCUGGUGGCCUACUGCUUCAUAUGCUUAAGGUUACUCGAGCAGAAUUCAGUAAUCUCUGGGUUGCUGUAUUGGUUAGGAACAUAAUGAGAGCAUUACCAUUAGCUCUUUUGUGUCUAGUUCCUAAAAGUGAUCUGAGUUCUACCAUUCUUCCUGCUGACAUGCUUACUGGAAAUCAUGAGCUGGAAGCUCAUGAAGCAGAAGUAGAUGAUAUCGAACUUGUCUCGCUUGUUGACAAAAGCUGAUGGCAGAGCAGAAGAAUUACCCAUCUAUCAUAUUGGCAAUAUGCUUGAUAUUUUGAUUCCAUCAAAAGUUUUCCCCUAUAUCACUCAAUUGAGCUCAGUUGCAAAUGACAAGGCUAAGACGCCUCUCGUGUAAUUGGUGGUGACAGAUAGUAAAGCAGAGUUAAGAAAGCCUUCUGGUAUUCAACUUGUUUUUACUAGGAUAUCAUGAUUUUAUUAUUUUUUUUAAAUUCAAUUCCUUUGUAUAAUGUCGAUCUAAAAAAACCUGUGCUAGUUGAUUCAAGGAAUAAUUUUUUCUUCUA